GUGUGUGUAUGUGUGUGUGUGUCUGUGUGCGUGUGUGUGUAAAGGCUGAACAGGAGGGCAGCUGACUCGUGCCGGCUUAAGAAGUGCACUGCUUUGCUGUGGGACAUCCUGAGGUCUAUAACUAGAUUAAAGCCGAGUUAGACACACUGUAAUAUGGCAGACACGUUGAGGAGGCUGGUGAAUACUUCAUCCUACAACAUCCUACAGCAAAAACUAGAAACCUGGUAUAAAGACUAUCAUGUGAUCUCGUGUGACCAGAACCUGAACCGAUGCUGUGAGCUAGUGGAGCUCACCUCAACUAUCCAAGGGCAACUGUUUACUAUACUAAACCUUACUGCACAAGAAGGCGGUCACUACGCAGGAGUAGACACGAUUAAAUCUCGCUUGCUGCCAUGGCUUGGUACGUGCUUCACCAUGGCAAGUGUCUCUGUCUCUUCAGACACCAGUCUCAAUCUUAUUCAGGACAAUGUGGAGAAGGAGCGAAGGAUCCGUGAGAUGUCAUUGUCUCAUGAGAGUGACAUGCAAAAAAUUGAGGACCAGCUCUGCUCUACACGUAUAGAGCUGGGCUCUGUCAAACAGCAACUUACUGAUACAAAGAUUGAACUGGAUUCCACCAAAAACAGAUCAGCGACCACCCUACUGGCCACAGAAGAUGAAAUACUGCACCUGAAAGCAGAGUUGCGGACUGCCUAUGAUCAGGUGGACCUCUAUAAGAAGAAGUUGGAGGUGCUGGAGGACAAUGAGAGGCAGGUCAGAUUACUGAGAGAUGAGGUCACGUUUCUUACUACUGAAAAAUCCAGGCUACAAGAAAGGCUUGUGAGGAGUCGUUCUCCCAGUCCUGUAUCUCGGUUGAGUCGGAACUGCAGUCCUAUAAGAAGUGAGUCUCCUACACGUGCUCAACUCACCAGCUCAUCUCGUCAUGCCCGGCUUGUGUCUCGUUUCUCUGACCUGUAUGCCAUCGAGCGCCUGGAAGCUCAGAGUCUCCUCCGCCGUUACAUCGACGACUUGGAGACAGUGCAAAGGAUCAUCUUCAUUGCUGCUGUGGAAUCGUUUCAGGCAGCUAAAUUGGCCUAUCGUCAGUUUAAGAUGCGUGUGAGGAAAACUCUGUCUCCUUCUCACGUGGGUCCUGAGAGCCUGGAGGAUGCCGUAGUGGACUACAUCGUCAGAAACCUUGACCUUUAUGAUGUGCAGACAAGUGUUAGUGAUGUGAUCAAUGCAAUGAAUGUGAACCCACGUAUAUCCUUCCCUCCUGAAGUGGACUUCAUUUUCAUCAGUAGUUUCAUCCGAGAGAUGUGUCGAAUUGCUUUUGACAUGCAGACACUGGAUCCGCCCCUUGACCUUGCCUUUAGCUCUGAUGGAGAACUCUAUAAUGACAUCAAGUACAGGCGUAGUUACGAUUCAGAGUUCACUGCACCACUGGUGGCGUAUCACGUGUGGCCUGCACUAAUGGAGGGAGAUACGAUCAUAGUGAAAGGAGAGGCUGUCACCAGGAGAGGGGCACUGUGGAGGAGCCGAAGCCGCAGCUGCAGUCCGGUCCGCUCUCGCUCUGGAAGCCCCAACCGCACAUUUAUGUCAAGUCGUAGUCGAAGCCCGUCUCCUGGACGUCUCUCAACCAGUCGACUGUAAAUUUCACGCGUUUAUGCCACUCAUCACACAAAUACCAUCAUCUUUAAUGAUUUUUUCCUUUUGUUUGUUUUUUCCUGUUGGGGCAUGAAAUGGAACAGGCUUUAAUAAAUCAAGAUCAUAGCCAGUCUACACAAUGUACUGCGAAACAAUUAGCAAAGUAACAAUCUUAAAACAAAUUUGUAACAGCAAAAAUACAAAUCUUUAUUCUUAUGAGGGGAAAAGAUGUUCACUACGCUGUUUUAUCUGGCACCGUUUUAAAUGUGCUAUGGUUUCAGUCUGUCCUAUAUAUUAAAUGUGAUUUUGUGUGUUGAUUGUUUUCAUAAUUUAGACAAUAUGGUGGACU
Molecule: messenger RNA, 1969 nt
Organism: Silurus meridionalis
Lineage: Eukaryota; Metazoa; Chordata; Actinopteri; Siluriformes; Siluridae
Gene: spata18
Product: spermatogenesis associated 18
Exons: 12
Coding region: 154-1626 (490 amino acids)
Biological process (GO): mitophagy by internal vacuole formation; mitochondrial protein catabolic process
Cellular component (GO): mitochondrial outer membrane
Source: RefSeq, a predicted model, not a curated record